Molecule: messenger RNA, 5550 nt
Organism: Perognathus longimembris pacificus (Pacific pocket mouse)
Lineage: Eukaryota; Metazoa; Chordata; Mammalia; Rodentia; Heteromyidae
Gene: Adamts20
Product: ADAM metallopeptidase with thrombospondin type 1 motif 20
Exons: 38
Coding region: 1-5550 (1849 amino acids)
Biological process (GO): proteolysis; extracellular matrix organization
Cellular component (GO): extracellular matrix
Molecular function (GO): zinc ion binding; metalloendopeptidase activity
Source: RefSeq, a predicted model, not a curated record
AUGCGUGUGGCCAAGUGGAUAACGGGGCUGCUGUACCAGCUCUCGCUCAUCAUCACCAGGUCUUGGGAAGUUCAUUUCCACCCCAGACAAGAAGCCCUAGUGAAGACGUUGGAGUCCUACGAAGUGGUGACCCCAGUGCGGGUCAAUGCGUUUGGAGAAGUGUUCCCGCAGAGCCGCCACUUCAGUCGGAAGAAACGCAGCUCUGAGGAUCCGGAGCCCACACCCUUCAGGACCCACUACCGAAUCAGCGCCUACGGGCAGCUCUUCCGUCUGAAUCUGAGCGCGGAUGCGACUUUUCUGGCCCCUGGCUACCGCGAGGUGCACGUGGGGACCUCCGCGCGCGGGACCCAGGGCAACCGAACCGUGACCACCCCAGACCUGCGACACUGCUUUUACCGCGGCCAGGUCAACGCGCGGGAAGAUCACCGGGCUGUCUUCAGCUUGUGUGGAGGACUGAUAGGAACGUUUAAAACACACGAUGGGGAGUAUUUCUUAGAACCUAUCAUGGAGGUAAAUGGAACUGAACAUCAAGAGGACCACAACAAGCCUCAUCUUAUAUACAGAAAGGAAUUCAAGGGGAGUUCUUUAUUACCGUCCUACAGGCCCUGUGAAGUUUCAGAUGAUCAAAUAAAGAAUAUCACUUUACCCUUUCAUGACCACAACUACAUGAGUGAAGAUCUUAGCCAAAUGAAGGAAAGGGUUUUCAAGAUCUCUUCAGAGAACAUGGCCUUGGGAGCUGAAAGAAGGCAGUUACAUUCCAGGAACAAACGUUUUAUAUCAUACCCAAGAUAUGUAGAAGUCAUGGUGACGGCUGAUGCCAAAAUGGCCCAUUUCCACGGGAAGAACUUGCAGCAUUACGUACUGACCCUGAUGUCAGUUGUGGCUGCAAUCUACAAGGACUCAAGUAUUGGAAAUCUUAUAGAAAUUGUAGUUGUAAAAUUAGUUGUACUUCACAAUGAACAGGAAGGACCAGUCAUCAAUUCCAAUGCUCCUGAAACCUUACGCAACUUUUGUGCAUGGCAGCAAACCCAGAAUGUUCCUGACGAUGCCAACCCUACACACCACGACACAGCUGUUCUUAUCACUCGGGAAGACAUCUGUGGAGCAAAAGGGAGAUGUGACACAUUAGGCCUAGCGGAACUGGGAACCAUGUGUGACCCUUUGAGGAGCUGCUCUAUUAGUGAAGAGAAUGGGCUGAGUGCUGCCUUCACCAUAGCUCAUGAGCUUGGCCACGUAUUUAAUAUGCCACAUGAUGAUAGUUUUAAAUGCAAAGAAGCUGGAGUUAAGGAUCAGUACCAUGUAAUGGCGCCAAGUUUAAAUUACAACACAAGUCCUUGGACUUGGUCCACUUGCAGUCAGAAAUAUAUCACCGAGUUCCUUGACAUUGGCCAAGGGGAAUGUCUUCUUGACAAACCAAGUGAACAUGUAUAUCCUUUGCCUUCACAACUGCCCGGCCUAUUGCACGAUGCUAACAGACAGUGUGAGCUCAUGUAUGGCCCUGGAUCCCAAGUGUGCCCCUAUUUGAAGCAGUGCCGGCGUCUAUGGUGCACAAGUGCUGAAGGUGUUCACAAGGGCUGCCGCACACAUCACAUGCCACUGGCUGAUGGGACUGACUGUGGGCCUGGGAUGCAUUGCUACCACGGGCAGUGUGUAAACAGAGACAUGGAGUUGCGUGCUGUGGAUGGCGAGUGGGGGCCGUGGGGGCCAUACAGCUCUUGUUCCAGGACGUGUGGAGGUGGAGUCAAAAGCUCUACCCGGCUCUGUGACAGCCCUGAGCCAAGAAACGGAGGCAAGUACUGUGUGGGCCGCAGGAUGAAAUUUCGGUCAUGUAGUACUGAUCCCUGCCCACAAGGCAAGGAGGACUUCCGAGAGAAGCAGUGCUCUGAAUUUAAUGGUAAACAUUUCAACUUCAAUGGGCUCACCCCAGACGUGAGAUGGCUCCCCAAGCUCAGCGGCAUUGCCCCAAAAGAUCGCUGCAAACUCUAUUGCCGGGUAGCUGGGACCCCUAGAUUCUACCAACUCAAGGACAAGGUUGUGGAUGGGACUCCUUGUGGGACGGGAACAAAUGAUAUCUGUGUUCAAGGCCUGUGUCAGCCAGCUGGCUGUGACCAUGUGUUAAACUCCAAGGUCAAGAGAGAUAAGUGUGGUGUGUGUGGUGGAGAUGACUCUUCGUGCAGGACAUUGACAGGAGUCUUCAACAGCACUGUUCGAUAUGGUUAUAAUGUUGUUGUCAAGAUUCCCAUAGGAGCAACAAACAUUGAAAUUCUUCAGUACAGCCAUUCUGGAAUACCAGAAGAUGACAACUACCUUGCAUUAUCUGACACUCAAGGGAAUUUUCUUUUGAAUGGAAAUUUUGUUGUAAGCAUGUCAAAGAAAGAAAUCAACAUACAAGGAGCUAUUUUUCAGUACAGUGGAUCAAACCACUCACUAGAAAGAAUUAAUAGCACUGACCGACUGGAGGAAGAACUUGUGGUGCAGGUGUUAUGUGUUGGUGACUUAUACAACCCGAAUGUGCACUAUUCCUUCAACAUUCCUGUGGAAGAGAAGAGUGACUCGUUUGCCUGGGAUCCACAAGGACCAUGGGAAGAUUGUAGCAAAAUGUGUCAAGGUCUUCGUAGGAGGAAGGUUGUCUGCAUCCGUCAGAGCGAUGGCGUGGUUGUGUCAGAUGAGCGCUGCGACCACCUGCAGCUCCCUGCCACCGUGACUGAAGGAUGCAACACAGACUGUGAACUGAGGUGGCAUAUUGUGGGCAGAAGUGAGUGCUCGUCCGCCUGCGGUCCUGGCUCUCGGUCCUUAGACGUCCGCUGCAUGAGGUACUCCAUCCACAAAGGACAGGCGGCCCCCAUGGAUGCCCAGCACUGCAGCGACCAGCCGAAGCCUGCCCUCCGCGAGCCGUGCCAUGGCCACUGCAGCGUCAUAAGGUGGCAUUAUUCUGAAUGGUCCCAGUGUUCUAGAAGCUGUGGAGGAGGGCAGCGGACCCGAGACUCUUACUGUGAAAAUAACUUUGGCCGCCGUCUUGCUGAGAAGGAAUGCCAGCUGCUUCAGCGGGUGACAGUGGAGCGCUGUAACGAGAUUUCCUGCCCAAGUUGGGCAACGAGUGAGUGGAGUGAGUGCACAGCCACAUGUGGCCAUGGCUAUCAGGUGCGGGCUGUUAAAUGUGUCGGUGGACCAUUCUCUACAGCACUGGAUGACGGAGAGUGCCCUGCCACCAGCCGCCCCCGUGACAAGCAGGACUGCACACUUCCAUCUUGCCCAGUUCUCCCCGAAGCGGCAGCCACUUUCUUACCAGGCAAUCUCCUGCGGAAGGGAUCGCAGUGGCGAUAUGGCUCCUGGACAGCAUGUUCCGUGUCUUGUGGCAGAGGGACGCGGGCCCGCUAUGUAAGUUGUCGUGAUGUUCAAGAUGAAAUAGCAGAGGAAUCGUCCUGCGCCCACCUGCCCCGGCCUGCGGAGGUGGCCGAAUGCUUCAGACUCUGUGGCGAAUGGCGAGCAGGCGCGUGGUCUCCUUGUUCAGCCUCCUGUGGCCAAGGAAAAACAACAAGGCAGGUUGCUUGUGUCAGCUCUCACCAAGCCAUCGAUGAGCGCUACUGUGACCCUGAGACACGUCCUGCCGCCCAGGAAGCAUGCAGCCUGGCCAUCUGUCCACACACACAGAGCCAUGUCCAAGGCAGGAAUCCCCCCUUACAUCACAAACCCGAAGUGGAUAAACACCCUUCUCCAUCCAGCAGAGGAAACCAGUGGAGAACAGGACCCUGGGGAUCUUGCUCCAGCAGCUGUGAGGGGGGCAUCCAGCAGAGGGCAGUGGUCUGCCAGGACGAAAACGGACUAAGUGCCAGCUACUGUGACCCAGCCUCCAGGCCCCCAGAGGCCCAGCACUGUAACACCGGGCCUUGUCCACGCUGGAACUAUGGAAGCUGGGGAGAGUGUACACAAACGUGUGGGGGCGGGACCAAAUCAAGAUUUGUCAUCUGUCAAUUGCCGGAUGGCCAGAUGCUACCGGAGCACAGCUGUGAACCCCGAAACAAGCCCCCCAGCGUGGCACAGUGCCAUACUCCUGCCUGCCCACAGGGGGCAGCAUGGCGUCGGGGCCCAUGGAAGAUGUGCUCAGCUUCUUGUGGUAAAGGUAUGAAACUCCGAGAAGUGUUUUGCAUGGACCCAUUCCAAGGAAAAUUAGAAGACAGAUACUGCAGCCAUCUCCAGAAACCUCGGACCCACAAAGCUUGCCGAGCGGUCAGAUGUCCUUCAUGGAAAGCCAACAGGUGGAAGGAGUGCUCAGCGACCUGCGGCGCUGGGGUCCAGCGCAGAGAUGUGUUCUGCCGGCUGCGGGGCGCCGGCCGCGUGGCGGAGGAGGCCUGUGAGGCAGCGGCCCGGCCGCGCACACAGAGGCCGUGCAGGCGCAGGGCCUGCGGGCGGGCCCGCUGGGCGGCUGGACCAUGGCUGCACUGUUCACCAUCAUGUAAGAAAAAAGAGACGUACAGGCAAGUCAAGUGCGUUGAUGCUAAAAACACCCAAGUGGACGAACAUCUCUGCGAUGGUUUCACCAGACCCUUUUCGGCCAAAAGAUGCAGGAAGCCACUCUGCAAAUACGUUGUGGUGACUGCAGACUCAUCACAGUGUGCAGGAAACUGUGGGCUUAGCUACCCACAAAGGAUUACAUACUGUGUUGGGAUCCAGUCUACCAAGAAGCAUAAGCCUCCUCAGCUUUGGCCUGUUCAGUACCAAGAAUGCCCUGUGCUGCCUUCCUCUCAGCUUCACAAAUGCGAUUCUAGAAGCUGCUUGCGUGUGGCCACUUGGAAAGUUGGGAAAUGGAGCCAGUGCUCGAUGACCUGUGGGACUGGGGUCAUGGAAAGGAGAGUUGAAUGUAGGCUUGAGAACGGCUGGCCCACUGACUUAUGCCUGAAACAUUUAAAACCAGAUGCUCAGAAGAAAUGCUAUGCUCAUGACUGCAAAUCAUUAGCCACCUGCAAAGAAAUCCAAGUUACAAACAACACUACCAAGGAUGGUGACUAUUAUCUAAAUGUAAAGGGAAGAAUAAUAAAGGUCCAUUGUUCAGGUAUGACCACAGAAAGCCCCAUGGAGUACUUACCACUGGUCAAAAGCGAAGACAACUUUUCUGAAGUAUAUGGCUUGAGACUAGAAAAUCCACACGAAUGUCCUUUUAAUGGGAGUAGGAGACAAGACUGUAAUUGUAAAAAUGACUACUUAGCUGCUGGAUAUACUGUUUUCCAAAAGAUAAGAAUUGAUCUCACUUCUAUGCAAAUUAAAACUAUGGACUUUCUUUAUUCCCAGACAAUAUUUGGAAAAACAGUUCCGUAUGCCACAGCUGGAGAUUGCUACAGUGCUGCUAGAUGCCCACAGGGACAGUUCAGCAUUAACUUGACAGGAACUGGGGUGAAGAUCUCCAGCACGGCCAAGUGGCUUGCUCAGGGGAGGUACGCCUCCAUCAUCAUCCACAGAUCGCAGGACGGAGCCAAGGUGUAUGGGCGAUGCGGAGGCUUCUGCGGGAAGUGCGCUCCUCUUGUGGCCUCGAGUCUUCCCUUUCAAGUGCUGUGA